AUGCAGCAAUCAAACGUCACCAUGCGAUACGCUCCAAGCCAACUCUUCAACAUUUUCUGGCAACCACAGCAACUCCGUGUUGUCGCCAAACCACCCUGGAACAGCGGUGCUCUGCUCGAUACCAUUUCACUUCUUCCUACUACCACUUCUUCCUCGGCCACCUUGACAGGUGGUUUGCUUGCACCAGACCCUUCUUUUCAUACCACUCCGGACUGGGACCUCUUUCCUAAUUCUGACUCACAUUAUCUUGGCAAUGGCACGCAGCUGCUUCCUGGCGAACCGGCUUCACUUUCAACUGCGGAAGGCAACAUGAACAUGCUCACCAUGCCAUCCGGCAUGGCCAAUAUGAACAAUAUGAAUACAUCUGCGCCCAUGAUAAGAGAUUCCUCUCAUUCUGGUUCUUCCUCCACAAGCCACAAGGACCAGAGUUCGUCGCCUCCUGAGCAAUCCUCGUCAUCUAGAUUGUCAUCCACAAAGAACAGCCCUCUGGCUCCAGAACCCUCUUCCCGAGUUGAGAAGCGGAAGGCAAAUACCCUCGCUGCUCGUCGCUACCGCCAGAAGCGUGUCGAUCAAAUGACUACUCUCGAAUCCGAGCUCAAGGAAGUUAAAGCCGAACGAGACGACCUCAAAGUCCGCAACGCCAGAUUAGAAGGGGAAGUCGAGACGCUUCGUGCUCUUCUACGUUCUCAAAAGUAG
This is a messenger RNA of Alternaria atra, 696 nucleotides long. RefSeq lists its product as uncharacterized. The record is from RefSeq and is a predicted model, not a curated record. Gene Ontology annotation, cellular component: nucleus. Gene Ontology annotation, molecular function: RNA polymerase II transcription regulatory region sequence-specific DNA binding; DNA-binding transcription activator activity, RNA polymerase II-specific. NCBI's taxonomy places the organism in Eukaryota, Fungi, Ascomycota, Dothideomycetes, Pleosporales, Pleosporaceae. The transcript has 3 exons. Gene Ontology annotation, biological process: regulation of transcription by RNA polymerase II. Bases 1 to 696 code for a protein of 231 amino acids.